This is a messenger RNA of Paramecium pentaurelia, 2401 nucleotides long. NCBI's taxonomy places the organism in Eukaryota, Ciliophora, Oligohymenophorea, Peniculida, Parameciidae. The record is from the annotation of a GenBank genome assembly.
AUGCAAACAUCAAAAAUAUGUGUUUAUUUUCUUAGGAAUAAAUGCAAUAAAGGAGAUCAAUGUUCUUUCAAACAUGAUAAUGCAGAAGUUGAAAAAUUCUAAAAGAGCAUUUAAUAAUUAAAAAACAGAAUUCCUGAAGGAUAUAAAUAAUAAACUAGUUAAAGAGAUGAUUAACAAAGAAGUACUUAAAAUCAAUUCAGAUUUGAUGGUAAUAUUACAUAAUGAUAAAAAGGAUUUAAAUAAAGAUAAUAAUAAAAUUAUACAAAUAAUAAUCCUUUUUUCAGAGAUAGAUAAUAAAAUGAUAAUUAAGGAAGAUAAUAAAAUGAUAAUCAAGGAAGAUAAUAAAAUGAUAAUUAAGGAAGAUAAUAAAAUGAUAAUUAAGGAAGAUAAUAAAAUGAUAAUUAAGGAAGAUAAUAAAAUGAUAAUUAAGGAAGAUAAUAAAAUGAUAAUUAAGGAAGAUAAUAAAAUGAUAAUUAAGGAAGAUAAUAAAAUGAUAAUUAAGGAAGAUAAUAAAAUGAUAAUUAAGGAAGAUAAUAAAAUGAUAAUUAAGGAAGAUAAUAAAAUGAUAAUUAAGGAAGAUAAUAAAAUGAUAAUUAAGGAAGAUAAUAAAAUGAUAAUUAAGGAAGAUAAUAAAAUGAUAAUUAAGGAAGAUAAUAAAAUGAUAAUUAAGGAAGAUAAUAAAAUGAUAAUUAAGGAAGAUAAUAAAAUGAUAAUUAAGGAAGAUAAUAAAAUGAUAAUUAAGGAAGAUAAUAAAAUGAUAAUUAAGGAAGAUAAUAAAAUGAUAAUUAAGGAAGAUAAUAAAAUGAUAAUUAAGGAAGAUAAUAAAAUGAUAAUUAAGGAAGAUAAUAAAAUGAUAAUUAAGGAAGAUAAUAAAAUGAUAAUUAAGGAAGAUAAUAAAAUGAUAAUUAAGGAAGAUAAUAAAAUGAUAAUUAAGGAAGAUAAUAAAAUGAUAAUUAAGGAAGAUAGUUUAAUUAUAAUUAAGGAAGAUAGUAAAAUGAUAAUCAAGGAAGAUAGUUUAAUUUUAAUUAAGAAAGAUCAAAUAAUUAAGGAAGAUAGUUUAAUUAAAAUUAAGGAAGAUAAUAAUAUCAAGGGAGAGAUUAGAAUAUGUUUUAAAAUAACAAUAGAGAUUAAAAUAUGUCCUAAAAUAACAAUAGAGAUUAAUAAAAAUUUAAUUAAACAAAUGAUGAAUCAAAUAAUAAUACUUUUCAAUAAUAAAAGAGAUUCAAUUAAAGAACAGAAAAUGAAAAUCCAUAAAACAAUAGAUUUUAAUCAAAUACAUCAAAUUAUCAAUAAAGAAAUGAUUAUAGAUAUUAAAAUAGAGGAUAAAAUUAGAAUGAAUUCUAAAAUAAUACAAGAUAAUUGGAAUGUGAACAUAAAAUCCUUACACAAAUUUAAACUAUUGAAAUUAGUGAAUUCAUAUAAUCUAUUUAUAUUGAACAAUUUAAAGUCUUAGGAGUAGCAAAGAAAAAAUAAAUCAUUUUUUAUAAAGUCAAUGAAUAAAUUGAUACCAAUAAUAAAACAUAAAUUUAAUUACCUGAAAAUACAUGUUUAAUUUAUUAAUUUUGGAGUUAAGUUAUUGAUAAUUAACUUGUAUUAAUUGUUUGCUAUUAAACAAAGAAAAUAUCAUUGAGAAAUAUUGCAAUAUAUCCAAAUUUGUGGUAAAAUUAUUAACAUUAUACCAUUUUGGAUGUUAGUAUUAAGGAAAUCAUACAUUGUAGAAUAUAAGGAAAUUUAUGUUUGGUAUUUAGUAAUGAUGGAAAUCUAAGAGUAUAUGUUAUUCAAAACAAUACAAUAUUGUUUCCUCCUAGAAUUUACAAUUUUUAGAAUCCUAUUGAAUCUGUAUUAAGUAUUCAAAACUUCAACUAAUAGGAUACUUAUUAUAUAGGAUUGUAGAAUGGAUAAUUAUUAACUUUUAAUAAUGGACAAUUCAUAUCCAUUCCUCAUGAAUUAAAUAAUUAAUAAUAUGCAUUAGUAGAUAUAAAACAUGAUAUAUAAAAUCAAUAGCUAUUUUUACUAUUUUGGCAUUUAAAUGAGGAAUUAAGCUACAUUUUACUUUUUAAUUUAAAUACUAUGAUAGUAAAUUCAAUAUUUAAAUAAAAAAUUAAAAUUUCUUAAAUAGAAUUAAUUAAAGAAUAUGUACUAUGUUCUAAUUCUUUAGGAAUUGUAGAUAUAUUGAAAUUUGAUUAAAAUAUGUAACUCUCUCCAUAUUCAUAUUAUCCUCAUUAAAUAGAACUAUGUAAGAAUUUACUUAUAUUUAGCCAAAACAUAUAAUAAAAUAUCCAGCUUUAAUAAAAUCACUUUAAAAAAUGAGAAUUAAGUUGAGAUUCAAUUAUUGCUUUUAGGCAGAACUUGCACAGAAAAUUCCACCUAACACAAUAUCGAAUUACUAUGUUUUAAUUGA